Molecule: messenger RNA, 3332 nt
Organism: Colletotrichum navitas
Lineage: Eukaryota; Fungi; Ascomycota; Sordariomycetes; Glomerellales; Glomerellaceae
Exons: 4
Coding region: 492-2960 (822 amino acids)
Biological process (GO): actin filament bundle assembly; actin cytoskeleton organization
Cellular component (GO): actomyosin contractile ring; cell projection; cell junction
Molecular function (GO): actin lateral binding; calcium ion binding
Source: RefSeq, a predicted model, not a curated record
AAGGGAUAGCGAUCCAGAUCGUGGAGGUGGAGAGACAGGUACUUGUUUCAGAAGGGAGCUCGCGGCUAGGGGCGACCUCGUAGUCCUACCCUGUGCUGCCCAACAUCCUUCGUCUGUGCUCGUCUAUAUUACAUGAAGAAGAGUGUUUGGUGUCUACCAGACGGAAACUCCAGAGGAUGGGACGGCUGUAUUAAACGACGAGAGGACCCUCCAAACUCGGCCGAAUAUGCGGUUUGAACCUCUUCUGUUCCAUUCACUCCCAACGCAUCGUGGGUUAGUUCGAUUCUUCGAACCCGUACGACUUCUGGCAGAUAUCCUGUACUGAACUACGCAUACUGAGGAGUGAAAACGACCCUAUCCUUGAGCGCCACGGUCGAAAGUCUAUCCCCCGCAAUUGGCAGGUCCGGUACGCCAAACUGAGUACCCCAUCCCAGCGCCUGCAGCGGUCGAGCGCUGUUAACCGACUUAGCGAGCCGCUAGCAUUGGCCGAAAUGACGUCCACAGCGCCACGCCCUCAGGGGGCGCGUCCGCUGUCACUGUCAGGCUCAAGUCUGCCCGGCAACGCAGGGUGCAACGAGGAAUUCCCCGAGUUUUGUUUACAUGACCAUUCGUCCGCCGGCACCCACCAUCUCCACCACCACUCGUCCACCGCCGGCCGCCAGACCUCUACAUCUUCAUCCGCGUCCACGACCCCUACCAUCCCGACCACCGCCGGAUUCUCUUCCCCUUGCGCAGACAAAACAUCACCCGCAUCUCGCGACCGCACAAACAGCGGAACCAGCACUACAACCAGAACCAGACGAGACAAGAAGGAGUUGCAGGCCCAGCGACGGCAGAGGUCGGGAAGCACCAACCUUGCGUUAGCACGAAAGGAGGGAACAGCAAAGAAGAAUCGAUUCCGUUCUGCCACAGGAUCUUCGCCCGCCGACGCUCUCGCUGCCGUCGAGCCGCCGCAUGACCAGGGCUUGACGAGGAUGGCGUUUGCUGAGCAGCAGAAAUGGAUCACGGUCCAGCAAAAGACCUUCACCAAAUGGAUGAACACCAAACUGGAAAGCCGCCAUCUCGAGGUGAAGGAUCUCGUGGCUGAUCUGAGCGAUGGUGUUCUCCUCAUCCACCUCCUGGAAUGUCUUUCCAACGACACUCUCGGACGCUACGCCUCGAAACCCAAGCUGCGCGUGCAACGGUUUGAAAAUGCCAACACCGCGCUCGACUUUAUCAAGGCCCGCGGCAUCCAGAUGACCAACAUCGGUGCCGAGGAUGUCGUCGACGGCAACAGGAAGAUCAUCCUCGGUCUCAUCUGGACGCUCAUUCUCCGUUUCACCAUCAGCGACAUCAACGAGGAGGGCAUGACGGCGAAGGAAGGACUGCUGCUGUGGUGCCAGAGAAAGACGGCCUGCUACGACGAGGUCGAGGUCCGCGACUUCAGUGGUAGCUGGAACGACGGGCUAGCCUUCUGCGCCCUGCUGGAUAUCCACAGGCCAGAUCUCAUCGAUUACGAUGCCCUGGACAAGUCGGACCACCGCGGCAACAUGCAGAUGGCUUUUGACAUUGCGCAUAAGGAGAUUGGCAUCCCCAAGCUGUUGGAUGUCGAGGACGUGUGCGACGUUGCCAAGCCGGAUGAGAGGUCGCUCAUGACCUACAUCGCCUACUGGUUCCAUGCCUUCUCCCAAAUGGAGAAGGUAGAGAACGCGGGACGCCGUGUGGAGAAGUUCGUGAACAACAUGGCCGGCGCCUGGGAGAUGCAAAGCGCGUACGAAAGGCGCAUGAGGGAGCUGCUGAAGCAGAUCAGGGAGCAGGUCGAAAAGUGGCAGCAAGCAACGUUUCUGGGCACCUACGCCGACGCCAAAGCGCAGGCCAACGAGUUUGCUGCUUUCAAGCGUGGGAGGAAGAGGGAGUGGGUCGCCGAAAAGAGCGAGCUUGCGACCCUGCUGGGUAACAUCAAGACCAAGUUAGGUACAUACCGUCUGCGGCCAUACGACCCUCCACCAGAGCUGUCCCUCGAGACGAUGGAAAGGGAGUGGUCUUCCCUGUCAAAGACAGAGAUGACGCGAGCGCAGCUGAUCAACGAGACCAUCAGAGAUAUCAAAAACGCGCUACGCAAGUCCUUCGCCGACAAGGCCAACGACUUCGCCAUGGCGUUGAACACAAUGCAGCUGGCAAUCUCGGGUCUGGACGGUGAUGUCGAGGACCAACUCCACCACGUUCGCAAGCUCAGCGACAACCUUCCACCGCUGGACAAGUACCUCGACACCAUCGCUGCCGUGGACGCAAAGUGCCACGAGGCCAAUAUUGAGGAAAACGACUUUACAACGUACACGUACGACGAACUCGUCUACGAGCACGGCCUAGUCAAGUCGUCGGUGCAGAAGAAGCUCGCCUUCCUCGACAACCAGAUGGUUGCACGCAACAUGACCAACCUCACGCCGAUCCAGCUCGAGGAGUUCGAGUCCGUCUUCCGUCACUUUGACCGCGACGACACCAACUCUCUCCAGGAGCUCGAAUUCAGCGCCGCCCUUGCCUCGCUGGGCCUUGUCUUCUCCGAAGACGAGAUGCACGACUACUUCAUGGACACGUCCAACGGCCGCGACUACGUCACUUUUGAGCAGUUCAUCCGCUUCAUGGUCGACGUGACCGAGGACCAGAACACUGCGGAGCAGGUUUUCCAGUCCUUCCGCGAGGUCGCCGACGGCAAGCCCUAUGUCACCGAGAUGGACCUCCGCCACUCACUCGUCCCCGACGAGGUCAUUGAUAAGCUCAUCGAGAUCAUCCCCCCGCACAACGGUCCGGACACGGCUGAGGACCGCGACAUGCCGCAGUACGACUACAUCGCCUUCAUGGAAAAGCUCAUCAGCGCGGAGAAGGAGGCCGACACCACAGUACCCAAUGGUGUGUUGCAGGAGCGCACCAACCGCGCCAGCAUGCUGCCGCCUAAGGACCCCAAGACGAAUGGUAACCACUGAGGGAGGCAACCUGGAGACAGCCAAACGCAAAAGAAAGAGUAUAAAGCUCGGUAAAAAAAAGUCAAUCAGCAAAACCACACUAGCAAAAACAAACACCACACGCAUAUAUUCAUGCACAUAGCAUACGCACACAAACAUUCUCUUUUUCUCUUUCUCUCAUACGAGGGGGCAUUACGGAAAAGCGGUCAGGCGGGGCAAUCAGCGGCGUACAUGUUUCUCUCUCUCUCUCUCCCUCUCUCCAUUCUUCUUUGUCGUUUUACACACACGUAUACACACAAAAACACCACACACAUAUAUACCUGAAGUUAGCAGGCCACAAGACACCACAAUGCCAGCAUCCCUGGCGGAUGAAGGCGAUCAGACCUGCCGUCU